UUCCAUCGAAAGGACAGCUUGUACGACGUCCAUUCUUGUUGUUCCACACAGCGGAUUGUUUAUUUGCCUUAUUGAAGACGUGAGACUUGAAUGCUUGCUUAUUUUAUUUAUCAUUCGCAACCAUUCAGAGAUGUCGGAGGACUUGGUGAAACAGCUCGGCAGCUACAAAGCUCAGCUACAGCAAGUUGAGGUUGCCUUGUCCACCGACCAAGACAAUGAGGAUCUCCUCAAGCUACAGAAAGACUUGCAGGAAGUCAUAGACUUGACCAAGGACCUCUUGGCCUCGCAGCCCGCGGAAGCUGCCCCCAGUGCCAAUGGCACUGCCCCGACGCCCAUCAGGCACAUCUGGAAAGUGGGAGACAAGUGUUUGUCCGUGUGGAGUCAGGACGGACAGGUGUAUGAGGCCGAGAUCGAGGAGAUAGACCACGAGAACAGCACGGCCGCCGUUACCUUCACCGGCUACGGCAACGCCGAAAUCAUCCCCCUGCAGAACCUCAAAGCGGUGGAGGACCGCAGGCGCCUCGAAGACGACCUCGGCUUGUCCAGGAACAAAUCCAGAAAGGAGCAGAUCGCCGAGCAACGAGAAUACAAAAAGAAGAAGGCCCAGAAGAAGGUGUUGAGGAUGAAGGAACUGGAGCAGGAGCGAGAGGACCAAAAGUCCAAGUGGCAACAGUUCAACAACAAAGCUUACUCAAAGAAUAAGAAAGGACAGGUGAAGCGAAGCAUAUUUGCAUCUCCAGAAAGUGUCAACGGCAAAGUGGGGGUGGGCACAUGCGGCAUCGCCGACAAGCCCAUGACGCAGUACAACGACACGUCCAAAUACAACGUCAGGCAUUUAAUGCCGCAGUGAUCCCCGCCUCUUCUGUAAAUAUGCUGUAUACUGAAUAUAACCGCGUUGUCCAUUUUGUGUGGGUGUAAACAUGAUUGAAAGAGGGAAAAAAAAAGUUGCAGUUACUUGCACACCAUCGAAUUGAAACUGUAUGUUUUUCGGAAUGUUUUGCAGGUAGAAGCUGUUCCAAUUAGAUAGGAAGUCACCCUUCUUUGUAAUCGGGUCGCUUGUUAUGUACAAACAGGAAGUUAGCUGCUCGUGCCCUAAUUCCACCCACAGGUCGCUGUGGGUCACGCUCAACAUUUCUCAGAAUUGGUGUGUCAGUGUCAGGCUGUUUUAUUUUUUUUUUUCUUUCUUUCUUUUUUCACUUGGAGAAGAUCAAGAACGGCGCCGAUGACGUGACUUAGCUUUGCUUUCUCCUUUUAAUUUCUGUAAUUUAUAAAAGUCAAAUAAACAUCCAUUUGUUGAGUUUGAUA
Hippocampus comes (tiger tail seahorse) is the source of this 1305-nucleotide messenger RNA. RefSeq names its product survival motor neuron domain containing 1 (gene smndc1). The coding region runs from base 131 to 850 and encodes 239 amino acids. Gene Ontology annotation, cellular component: cytoplasm; nucleus; precatalytic spliceosome. NCBI's taxonomy places the organism in Eukaryota, Metazoa, Chordata, Actinopteri, Syngnathiformes, Syngnathidae. Gene Ontology annotation, biological process: mRNA processing; regulation of alternative mRNA splicing, via spliceosome. The record is from RefSeq and is a predicted model, not a curated record. Gene Ontology annotation, molecular function: RNA binding. The transcript is spliced from 6 exons.